AUGGUACAACUUUUGUUAGGAUAUGGUGCUGUACAUUCUAUAAGAAAUUUACGACAUAAUUUAACACCAUAUGAAGAAGCUCAUAGAGAUGAUAUAAAACAAUUGUUUGUAAACUUUGAACAACAAAAAUUAUUCUCAAAUAAUGAUUAUGAUUAUAUUGAAUGGUCAAUGAAAACCUCUGAUAAUCAACAUCAUUUAGUAUCAAAAUUAUUAGCUGAAGUUAUUCAUUAUUACUUUAAUGAUUAUCUGAUGAAUCAGAAUAGUGGCAUUGGUAAUUCGGAAGAUCAAAUUAAUCGUGAACAAAUUGAAAUUAUUGAAGCAUAUUUUAAAGAAGCCAUAGAAAAGCAAGAUUAUUUAACAUAUUUUAUAAAAGCUUAUACAUUAACAAAUUAUUUUCAUAAAAUAUUAAAUAAACAUUUGGCACUGUAUAUUUUAGAAUAUUUUGAUAAAACAAAAGAUUUUUCAUCAAAUUAUCGUCUUGUAAAUUGUCUUAUUCACAUUGUUACACUUUUAAUUUAUCAUCCAAAUUUACCUCGAUAUAAAUAUCAAGGUUUAUGUUAUCGUGGUAUGAGAAUAACACAAAAUGAUUUAGAUCAGUAUAAAUUACAUCAUCAUAUAUUAAAUCAUUCAUUUUUAUCAACAUCCAUUGAUCGUCAAGUGGCUGAAAUGUUUGCUGGUGAAGGUGAACAGUCUCAAAUGAGACAUACUCCUGGAGAUAAUCGUGCAUUACAAUACUCAUGUUUAUGUCAGUAUUUAAUAAAACAAAAUUCAACAGCUAUUGAUACACAAAAUUUAUCAAUGAGACCGGAUGAAAAAGAAAUUUUAAUUAUUCCCUUUACCGUUUUUAAUGUAACAAAAAUUAAACAAAAUUAUCUUGAUGAUUCAACAGCAGCAAUUUCAAUUGAAAUUGAAUUAGAAGAAUGUGAAGAUCCGAAUGAUAGUAAAAACGAGCAUGAAAAUGGUACAACAUGUAGGAUAUCACCAUUUUUAUCAUCUUAUGAUGACAUAAAGAAUGUCGAAGAAUAUGAAAAGUUUAAACAACGAAAAGGUCGUCUUUAUGGCAUCACUGGAUUUUUGUUGUUGGCGAUUGUUUUAGCUUUAAGUUUUACGUUUAUUUUUAUUUUUUUACGAUUCCAUGGAAAAUACUACAAACCUAGCAAAAGAUGA
Didymodactylos carnosus is the source of this 1167-nucleotide messenger RNA. Lineage: Eukaryota; Metazoa; Rotifera; Eurotatoria; Philodinida; Philodinidae. The record is from the annotation of a GenBank genome assembly.